This is a messenger RNA of Triplophysa dalaica, 1250 nucleotides long. It is a transcript of the gene usb1, whose product is annotated as U6 snRNA biogenesis 1. The transcript has 7 exons. Gene Ontology annotation, biological process: U6 snRNA 3'-end processing. Gene Ontology annotation, cellular component: nucleus. Bases 154 to 978 code for a protein of 274 amino acids. NCBI's taxonomy places the organism in Eukaryota, Metazoa, Chordata, Actinopteri, Cypriniformes, Nemacheilidae. Gene Ontology annotation, molecular function: 3'-5'-RNA exonuclease activity. The record is from RefSeq and is a predicted model, not a curated record.
GCGCGGAUCUUUCGAAUGAGUGUUUGUGGAGUGGGGACCUUUGAUGACGAAGAACCAUCAACGGAAGUGUUUCGCGCAUGACAGAUUGUCAUCCCUGAUUUGAGAGGAUGCUUUUCUAAAAAUAGUGAUUUUUUUAGCAUUUCAUGUUUUAGUAUGAUCGUUAAUUACAGUAGCAGCAGCUCAGAAGAGGAAGCUGAACGAGAUGACGCUUCGCCUGCUCAGAAACGAACAAAACCUGACUCUGAAACCAGGGGUGAGCAUAUGGAUCAUGGAUCUCUUCAAAAGAGAGACACCUUAACGCGUCUGCCCCUGCCUGAGUCUGUAAGGGAGAUGUUCAGAGAAUCAGAGGAGCAGUGGACUGAUAACAGUGAAGAAGAACAUGGAGGAAGACUGCGCUCCUUCCAACACGAGAGGGGAAACUGGGCCACUUAUGUGUACUUUCCUUAUGACCCAGAAGAGGGAUUCCUGGAGCUGCUUGAUGAUAUUAUGGUGGCCGCAGGUGCUCACGGCAUUCCUCUGACCCUGUGUGAAGAGUUUCAUAUCAGUAUCUCAAAGACGGUGGUUUUAAGACAUCACUGGAUCCAGCCAUUUGUUCAGUCCAUUCGGACCGGUCUGACAACGUUUCGGAAGUUUUUCUGCUUGGCUGAUAAACUUAGGGUGUAUUGUAAUGCUGAAAAGACGAGGACUUUCCUUGGUAUGGAAAUCUCCAUUGGGAAAACUCAGUUGCUUGAGGUCAUUAAAAUAGUGGAUCUAACCAUGAAUGAAUUCAACCUUAACACCUUUUAUAAGGAUCCAUCUUUCCAUGUAAGUCUCGCCUGGUGUGUGGGCGAUCACACAGAAAGACUGAAAAGGACAUGUUUAUCAGAACUGCAGGGUUUUGUUGACAGACAUGAAGAUGGUCCAUUUCACAUACAAUUAAACUGCAGCGAGGUCCGCUGCAAAUCAGGAAAUAAAGUUUUUCAGUUUCCACUUGAGUAAAAUUCAUCUUUAGUGAUCGUGUGAAUUUUUGACACUUCCAAAGCGUCCUUUAUUUUUAAAGCUAUUUAUUAAAACUUUUCAUAUAUUUGUACAGAAUUUAAUAAAAUGUUUGCAGUAAAAUACCCUGAAAGAAUGUUCUCUUCACUGUUUUUCAUGACGACAAAUUUAUUGUACAGAAUUGUAGUAAAUCCAGAAUAUUAACAUGUACCUUUUUUAAAUGCUAGAGAGUAGAAAAUCUAACUGGUUGGGAUUUCUUUUAAAAGGUCAGUGCA